AUGACUACUACUGUUCCUCAGGUUUUUUCGUUUCAUGAGUUUGCAGGAGUUGCGGAGGCCGUCGCUGAUCAUGUGGUGCAUGCGCAGAAUAAUGCUUUAGAGGAAAAGGAGAAGCCGCUAUCAUCGUCUUCGGCAUGUCAAGGGACGGCUAAUGGGAACAAUUACGGAUUUGUAGGAGGUUCUGCCAUGUAUAACCAGUCUAAUGCUGCACUAUCGCCGCAACAGGUAGUGAAGUCUAACUCCACAAGGAGUUUACGGAACGGUUCUAUUUCACAAUCUUCUAAAGGCAAAAAGACAAAGGAACGUCGUUUUAAGAUAGCUAUAUCAGGUGGUUCUUUGAUACAGGUGUUGCACGAAGGGUUGUUAAAGAGGUCUGAUGUGCAGUGGGGGAAAUGGGAUAUUUAUUUUGCAGACGAAAGGUUAGUGCCCUUUAAAUCUAACGAGAGUAACUAUGGCCAAGCCAAAAGGCAGAUAUUUGAUUUGAUAGAUACCGACAAAUAUGGUAAGCCAAAUGUUCACCAUAUUAACGAGUCGUUAAUCGGAGAGCCACAAGAAUGCGCAGAUGAUUACGAAAAAAUAUUAAUAAAAGGUUUUGCCGGUAGAGAUUCUGUAAAGUUGCCUAUGUUUGAUUUAUUACUAUUGGGAUGUGCUCCAGAUGGUCAUAUUGCAUCAUUAUAUCCGAACUUCCAAGAGUCAUUGCGUGAGAGAUUUGCAUGGGUCAUCCCAGUGACAAAUGCUCCCAGUGGGCCUUCGGAUAGGGUGUCUUUGACAAUCCCCGUGAUUUGUCAUUCUCAUCAAGUUACUUUCGUUGUGGAAGGUUCAACUAAAGCUCCUGUCGUAAAAACUAUUAUGGAGAGACCGGAGAAAGGUCUUCCAAGCAGUAUCGUCAAUGAGGGGGCCGCAGGACGCGUCUCUUGGUUUGUUGAUGAUGAUGCACUAACAGAUGUAAUGGUUUCGAAAAAGAAAUACAAGUUUUUGGUCUCCGACCCGAAUGCCUCUCAAGACACAUGA
Molecule: messenger RNA, 1011 nt
Organism: Eremothecium cymbalariae DBVPG#7215
Lineage: Eukaryota; Fungi; Ascomycota; Saccharomycetes; Saccharomycetales; Saccharomycetaceae
Gene: SOL1
Product: Sol1p
Exons: 1
Coding region: 1-1011 (336 amino acids)
Biological process (GO): pentose-phosphate shunt; carbohydrate metabolic process
Molecular function (GO): 6-phosphogluconolactonase activity
Source: RefSeq, a predicted model, not a curated record